UUCACUUCAAUAAAUGAAUUUCCCUGUUCCUGAAUCCGGGAGGCCAAUUUCUCCACGCAAGCAAAGAAUCUUCUACAUCCUGUUCUACCAUCGCUUCCCGGGAUCUCCGCGCUGCCGCCGUUCGUCCCCGUUCGUCAAUUUCUAUGUCGGACGCUCUCAUCAACGGUGUCGCCGGGGCGAGCGGAGGGAUCAUUGCUCAGCUCAUCACCUACCCUUUGCAAACUGUCAAUACUCGUCAGCAAACGGAGCGCGAUCUGUCGAAGUCCAAGUCCAUCAGUAGGGAUGGAACUCUUAAGCAGAUGCGCCAGGUGGUGAAGCAGGAAGGAUGGGGGCGGCUCUACGGAGGGCUCGCGCCAUCACUCGUAGGCACUGCGGCAUCGCAGGGUGUUUAUUACUAUUUCUAUCAAAUAUUUAGAGACAGGGCAGAACUUGUCUCGCUUGCUCGCCAAAGGAAAGGUAUAGGAGAUGGAUCUCUUGGAAUGCUCCAAUCACUUGUUGUUGCUUCUCUAGCUGGAUCAGUGAACGUAUUAUUGACAAAUCCAAUAUGGGUAAUAGUUACACGCAUGCAGACAUUUAAGAAAAGCAAGGAAGCAAUACAAAAGCAUGAUCUGCCGACAGUUUCUAAUGACCUUCAAAACGUGACUACUGAACCUUCCCACUAUGGAAUGCUUGAUGUGAUUAGAGAGCUAUAUAGUGAGGCGGGCUUAGUAGGCUUAUGGAAAGGUGUAAUUCCAACGCUCAUAAUGGUUAGCAAUCCUGCAAUACAGUUCAUGUUGUAUGAAACCAUGUUGAAAAAAUUAAAGAAAAAGCGUGCCUCCAACAUGAAAGGUGCUGAAGGGUUAACUGCAGUUGAGAUAUUUCUUCUUGGAGCUGUCGCCAAGCUUGGAGCCACUGUUGCAACAUAUCCCCUUCUUGUUGUCAAAUCAAGGCUUCAAGCAAAACAGGGCGUUCAUAUAGAUAAGAGGCAUCAUUACCAAGGUACUUGGGAUGCAAUAACAAAGAUGAUCAGAUACGAAGGUCUUUUUCAAUUCUACAAUGGCAUGGGCACAAAGAUUGUCCAGAGUGUUUUUGCUGCUGCUUUCCUCUUCGUGAUUAAGGAGGAACUUGUGAGAAUGUCUAGAUUUCUGCUCACACGUACUAAUAGUUCAAGAUUGGAACCACCCCGGCCAUAACUGGUUCCACUUCUUUUCCCCUGCUAAUUUUACUUUCUUUUAGAAGCAUAGAAGUUCCAGUUCUUGCUGCCUUGGUGUUAAUGUUCCUGGAAGCAUCUUUACCGGCUUAUUUAUCAGUGUUUUACACUAAAAAAACUGUAAUUGAAAUCUUCACUGUAUUCAAUAAUUGUUGACAAUAGUAGGAAAUUAUACAAGUUGUAAGUCAGAUCUGCUUUAGCCAAGUCUGGCGUUUAGUCGAUUUGUAACAGCUUCAUAUGGAGACUCUUGUUAUGAGAAUAGGAAUUAUAGAUAAUUUUAGCUGGAGAUUAAAUGCUUUUGUAGGUUUUGGAGUAA
This is a messenger RNA of Phalaenopsis equestris, 1505 nucleotides long. RefSeq names its product peroxisomal nicotinamide adenine dinucleotide carrier. Gene Ontology annotation, biological process: transmembrane transport; nucleotide transport. NCBI's taxonomy places the organism in Eukaryota, Viridiplantae, Streptophyta, Magnoliopsida, Asparagales, Orchidaceae. Bases 144 to 1172 code for a protein of 342 amino acids. The transcript is spliced from 11 exons. The record is from RefSeq and is a predicted model, not a curated record.